AUGAAUAAAAAAGAGCUUUGAGUCCUUGCUCCAUUAACUGUUGCUAUAGUUGCUGUGAGCUCAGCAGCUGCAGCAUUUGACGAAAUAACUUCAGUUUCUGCAUUUAUGAAAGCCUCCUGGAGGUUGCAAGUUACAGCUACAUUUCAGCUUAUCCCUUUAUCUUAUGAGUGCUAUAAGAAUUGAUACGGAGUUCUUGAUAUGUGAAAAGCUAAUUGGCGUUUAAUUGCUUUGUCAGGUCUCUCUUUAUCCCUUCAUUUUACUCUAUGGUGCUGGAGUUUGGAAUUGACAUCAAUGGCUCAUUCACUUUUAUUCGUAUGCACUUCGCCUUUGAUUAUUGUCGUGGUAUAUUUGAUUUUAUGCAAGCCAAUUCAUAUCAAAGAAAUCAUCGGUGUCAUCGUUGGCUUUGUCGGACUUGCUUUGACUAUACUUGAAACUACACAAGGUGGGGAUGCUACAUGAUAUGGAGAUUUAAUAGCUAUUGUUUCUGCUAUGGCUGUGACACUUUAUUUCUUUAUAGGAAAAGCAAUGAUGAAGCAAACAAUCUCUAUUUGAGUUUAUUUAACACCAGUCAAUUUCCAGGCUGCAAUUUGGUCGUAUGCUCUUGCGCUGCUAAUAAAUAAUGAAGACCCAGGGCGCUUUGUCCAAUGGAUUUAUACAAGUGAUUGAGUGUGGGCUUUGUAUUUAGGAAUUGUUCCUGGGAUAAUUGGUCAUGGGAUACUUAACACUUUAUUAAAGCAUGUUUCUGUGCUUAUUAUAACGGUUUUUGUAAAUUUCGAGCCAGUUAUUGGAACAUUUAUUGGGUGACUUGCAGGAUUGCAAGGACCUCCUGGAAUUUUUACUUAUAUUGGAGGCGUAAUAGUGGUAAUUGGAAAUAUUAUUGUUACCCUUGCAGGACAAAAUAAAGAAAGUGUGGAAGAUGAAACAGAAAACCAACAAAUUGCUUCUUCUGAGAGAGAAGAAGUAUAG
Messenger RNA from Blepharisma stoltei, 966 nucleotides. Lineage: Eukaryota; Ciliophora; Heterotrichea; Heterotrichida; Blepharismidae. The record is from the annotation of a GenBank genome assembly.